CUCUCUCUCUCUCUCUCUCCUUUCCCACCAUUUAUUUCCUCUCGUGACCUUUCUCUUUCCCUCUGUUCUGGGGUUCCCAAAAUUUUGAACAGUCCUAAUAGCUCUUCCUUUCCCCCAGAAAAGUUCCCAUCUUUUUAUGCUCCGUACCCAGGCAAACAAAAAGAAGUUAAGGCAGGGGAAAUGGAGAGUGGGAAGAAGACAGCACCAGAAGCUGGUCCUUGUUCAACAGCAGCAGCAGGUGGAAGCAGUACUAGUACUUGUAGUGGCGCCGUUGAAGAGCGGAAACAAGGAAAGGAGAUCAAUAAUGUGUUGUCGGAUGCAGAUGCCGCUGUCAAGCCAUCAAAUGGAGAAGAAGAAGAAGAAGAACCUCCUCCUGUUCCUGAUGAUGACGACGACGACUUAGAGGACAGAUUGGAGGAUGCUAAUAAUGGCGACGGUGAUGAUCAUCGUCACAUUCCUCCUCCUCUUGUUACUACUACCAGUAGCAGUGGGUUCGUCCCUGGGCCUCUGCUCUCCCUCAAGGAACAGAUUGACAAGGACAAGGAUGACGACAGCUUGAGAAGGUGGAAAGAGAAGCUGCUAGGCUCCAUCAGCGGCGAAUUGAACGGUAGCGAAACAGAGGCGGAAGUUAGGUUCCAUUCCAUAGGCAUAAUGUGCAGCGACUUUGGGGAAGUAACUACACCAUUGCCUAUCGUUGCCAAUGAGAAUGAGAGCCGCUCAAGUCGCCUGCUUUUCACUCUCAGGGAAGGGUCUCAGUAUCAACUCAAGUUCACCUUUACUGUUCUUCACAACAUUGUCUCCGGUUUGACCUACUCAAAUACAGUGUGGAAGUCAGGGAUUCAAGUUGAUCAGAACAAAGGAAUGCUGGGUACUUUUGCUCCUCAACGUGAGCCAUACGUGCAUACUUUGGAGGAGGAGACCACUCCGUCUGGUAUUCUAGCUCGCGGGACUUACUCCGCUAAGCUUAAGUUUGAAGACGAUGACAAAAGAUGUCACCUGGAGCUCAAGUACUGCUUCCAGAUCAAAAAGACCCUCUAACCUAGCCCCUUCCGCCGCCACAAUGGAACCCUUUUUCUCUGGCCAUAUGCUGUUGUGUUGCGAUUAGGAGUGAAUUUGUGGUUGUCCAUCAGUCCAUUGAACGGAUUGCAGCAGUUGUAGCUUCUUUGUUUUUCUUGGGAACAGUCUCUGCUUCCAUCUUCGUUCUGCAUGUGUUGUAAUCUAAUGUGACAUUAAAGGAGUCAAUAUUACAGAGCAGGAUUGUUGAAGGAUGAUCAACAGCAGGUCCAAGUCUGGAUUGAAUUCACAUCUGUAUGGAUACAGGGGAAAACGAGC
Molecule: messenger RNA, 1332 nt
Organism: Linum tenue
Lineage: Eukaryota; Viridiplantae; Streptophyta; Magnoliopsida; Malpighiales; Linaceae
Source: the annotation of a GenBank genome assembly